AUGGCCGCCACUUCCACCUUUCUCCUCCCCGUCCUCCUCCUCCUCGCCAUUGCUGCUCACUCCACAGCCUCCGAUUCCUCCACCUCCGCCGCCUCCCUGGAAGCAGCCGCCCUCCUCAACCUCUCCGCGGUGCUCGCCGAUCCCUCGGGCUACCUUUCCGCGCACUGGACGCCAGUCACGCCGCUCUGCUCGUGGCCGCGCCUCUCCUGCGACGCCGCCGGCUCGCGCGUCAUCUCCCUCGACCUCUCCGCUCUCAACCUCACCGGCCCCAUCCCCGCCGCGCCGCUCUCCUCCCUGACGCACCUCCAGUCCCUCAACCUCUCCAAUAACCUCUUCAACUCCAGCUUUCCGGACGAGCUCAUCUCCAGCCUCAGCAACAUCCGCGUUCUUGACCUCUACAACAACAACUUCACCGGCCCGCUCCCGGCCGCGCUCCCCAACCUCACCAACCUCAUACACCUCCACCUCGGCGGCAAUUUCUUCUCCGGCAGCAUCCCCACGUCGUACGGCCAAUGGAGCCGCAUCCGGUACCUGGCCCUCUCCGGCAAUGAGCUCACCGGGGAGAUACCGCCGGAGCUCGGCAACCUGACGACGCUCAGGGAGCUGUACCUCGGCUACUUCAACAGCUUCACCGGCGGCAUACCGCCGGAGCUGGGCAGGCUGCGGCAGCUCGUGCGGCUCGACAUGGCCAGCUGCGGGAUCUCCGGGAAGGUCCCUCCGGAGGUCGCGAACCUCACGUCGCUCGACACUCUGUUCCUUCAGAUCAACGCCCUGUCCGGGCGGCUGCCGACAGAGAUUGGCGCCAUGGCGGCGCUCAAGUCGCUCGACCUGUCCAACAACCUGUUCGUCGGGGAAAUCCCCGCGACCUUCGCGGCGCUCAAGAACAUGACGCUGCUGAACCUCUUCCGGAACCGCCUCGCCGGCGAGAUCCCGGAGUUCGUCGGCGAGCUGCCGAACCUCGAGGUGCUGCAGCUGUGGGAGAACAACUUCACCGGCGGAGUGCCGCCGCAGCUUGGCGUGGCGGCAACCAAGCUGAGGAUCGUCGACGUGAGCACGAACAAGCUCACCGGCGUUCUGCCGACCCAGCUCUGCGCCGGCGAGCGUCUCGAGACGUUCAUCGCGCUGGGGAAUUCGCUGUUUGGCGGCAUUCCCGACGGGCUCGCUGGGUGCCGGUCGCUGACGAGGAUACGGCUGGGAGACAAUUACCUCAACGGGACGAUUCCGGCCAAGCUGUUCACGUUGCAGAACCUGACGCAGAUUGAGCUCCAUGACAAUCUGCUGUCCGGCGGGCUCCAGCUGGACGCCGGCAAGGUGUCGCCGUCGAUAGGGGAACUGAGCCUGUACAACAACCGACUGUCCGGCUCGGUGCCGGCGGGGAUCGGUGGGCUCGUGGGGCUGCAGAAGCUUCUGGUGGCCGGCAACAAGCUGUCCGGCGAGCUCCCACCAGCCAUUGGGAAGCUGCAGCAGCUUUCGAAGAUGGACAUGUCAGGGAACCUGAUAUCUGGGGAGGUGCCUCCAGCGAUUGCGGGAUGCAGGCUGCUCAGCUUCCUCGACCUGUCCGGCAACAAGCUCUCCGGCAGCAUCCCGACGGCGCUCGCCAACCUACGAAUCCUCAACUACCUCAACCUAUCCAGCAACGCGCUCGAGGGGGCGAUCCCGCCGUCGAUCGCCGGAAUGCAGAGUCUGACGGCCGUCGAUUUCUCCUACAACAACCUCUCCGGUGAGGUCCCGGCCACCGGCCAGUUCGCCUACUUCAACUCCACCUCAUUCGCCGGCAACCCUGGCCUCUGCGGAGCCUUCCUGUCUCCGUGCGGCACCACCCACGGCGUCGCCACGUCGGGCAUCGGGUCGCUCUCCUCAACCUCGAAGCUCCUCCUCGUGCUCGGCCUCCUCGCGCUGUCCAUCAUCUUCGCCGGCGCGGCCGUGUUCAAGGCGCGGUCUCUGAAGCGGUCGGCUGAGGCGCGCGCGUGGCGGAUCACGGCGUUCCAGCGGCUGGACUUCGCGGUGGACGACGUGCUGGACUGCCUCAAGGAGGAGAACGUGAUCGGCAAGGGCGGGUCCGGGAUCGUGUACAAGGGCGCGAUGCCGGGCGGCGCGGUGGUGGCCGUGAAGCGGCUGUCCGCCAUCGGGCGGUCGGGUUCCGCGCACGACGACUACGGCUUCUCGGCGGAGAUACAGACGCUGGGGCGCAUCCGGCACCGGCACAUCGUGCGGCUGCUCGGGUUCGCGGCGAACCGCGAGACGAACCUGCUGGUGUACGAGUACAUGCCCAACGGCAGCCUCGGCGAGGUGCUCCACGGCAAGAAGGGCGGCCACCUGCAGUGGGCGACGCGGUUCAAGAUCGCCGUGGAGGCGGCCAAGGGCCUCUGCUACCUGCACCACGACUGCUCGCCGCCGAUCCUGCACCGCGACGUCAAGUCCAACAACAUCCUCCUCGACUCCGACUUCGAGGCGCACGUCGCCGACUUCGGCCUCGCCAAGUUCCUCCACGGCAGCAACGCCGGCGGCUCAGAGUGCAUGUCCGCCAUCGCCGGCUCCUACGGCUACAUCGCUCCCGAGUACGCCUACACGCUGAAGGUGGACGAGAAGAGCGAUGUGUACAGCUUUGGUGUUGUGCUCCUUGAGCUCGUCACAGGCCGCAAGCCCGUCGGCGAGUUUGGCGACGGCGUAGACAUCGUGCAAUGGGUGAGGGCGGUCACCGGGUCGACCAAAGAAGGUGUGACGAAGAUCGCCGACCCCCGCCUCUCGACGGUCCCCAUUCAAGAGCUGACGCACGUCUUCUACGUCGCCAUGCUCUGCGUCGCCGAGCAGAGCGUCGAGCGGCCGACGAUGAGAGAGGUCGUGCAGAUCCUGGCCGACAUGCCCGGGACGGCAUCGGUCACCCUCGGCACGCGGCCGGUUGCCGUGGAAGGAGAAGAAGAGGAGCAGCAGCAACAUGAUCAGGACGGGCCACAAGGCUCCUCGCCGCAGCAGGAUCUACUCAGCAUCUAGUGGUAGUAGAACCUUGUAGCAUCCCCUGUACUACCUUGUGGUGUACUCCUCGGAAUGUGGUAGUGUCCGUAUGCGUGUGCGAGUGGAGGCAAGCAUGUGCCGUGCUAGUCUGCUAGAUUAGUGGUAUGAGUAUGAUAAUGUGUGGAUUAGAUCCUUGUAAUUUGUGUGCUCCUUGUACAAAGCAGCUAGUUGGUCUCUGCAGUUGA
Lolium rigidum is the source of this 3197-nucleotide messenger RNA. RefSeq names its product leucine-rich repeat receptor-like serine/threonine-protein kinase BAM2. Bases 1 to 2991 code for a protein of 996 amino acids. Gene Ontology annotation, biological process: protein phosphorylation; hormone-mediated signaling pathway. Gene Ontology annotation, molecular function: protein binding; ATP binding; protein kinase activity. NCBI's taxonomy places the organism in Eukaryota, Viridiplantae, Streptophyta, Magnoliopsida, Poales, Poaceae. Gene Ontology annotation, cellular component: plasma membrane. The transcript is spliced from 2 exons. The record is from RefSeq and is a predicted model, not a curated record.